ACUUCUGCUGCUGCUGCUGCUGCUGCUGGAGGGAAGUGAAAAUGAAAUCGACUGUUCUGCAAAAUGAUGCAAGCGGCAGCGCCUGCCAAUGAGCGGCUGCAGCAAACUUCCGCACCUCUGCCUGCCUCCCCCCCACCCCCGUUCUCUGCUCUCUGGCUGCACAAACAGGCCUGGGAGAGGUGGUGGUGGUGGUGGAGGAGGAGGAGGGGGGAUUUCCAAGAUCCAGCGCCUGGCGGUUUCCUUUCCCUUGUUUUGCUUUCGAUCUGGACUCGUCGCAGCCCAAAGACAGAGGAGGGGAGUCACUUUUAGUUUUGCUCCUGCGGAUUUAUUCAGCCUGCCUGGUUUUCCUUUUCAUUUUGCGUCUCUUGGCAACCGUGAUAACCUUGAGGGAUUACGUUAAUACCGUGAAACAAACUUAUUGGUCAAAAUGCCAGUGGAGAGAAUGAGGAUGCGACCAUGGCUAGAAGAACAGAUAAACUCAAACAAAAUCCCAGGUCUCAAAUGGCUAAAUGAGGAAAAGAAGAUUUUUCAGAUUCCUUGGAUGCAUGCUGCAAGACACGGGUGGGAUGUUGAAAAAGAUGCUCCUUUAUUUAGAAACUGGGCCAUUCACACAGGGAAGUACCAGCCAGGAGUUGACAAAGCGGAUCCAAAGACAUGGAAGGCAAACUUCCGAUGUGCUAUGAACUCCUUACCUGAUAUUGAAGAAGUAAAAGACAAAAGCAUCAAAAAAGGAAACAAUGCAUUCAGAGUGUACCGAAUGCUGCCGUUGUCGGAGAGGCCUUCGAAAAAAGGAAAGAAGCUCAAAUCAGAGAAGGAAGAAAAAAUGAAACAAAUUAAGCAAGAACCAGAGGAAUCAUCUUGUGAACUAAGUAAUGGAACAAGUCAGGGAUUUUCUGAUUACUGCUUAUCUUCCAUAAUAAAAACAGAAGUUGACAGUACAAUAAAUAUUGUAGUGAUAGGAGAUUCGCAUUUUGAGGGUACUCCUGAUGAUCAUAUGAUAGUCCCCAAUCCUCCUGAUGUUUGCCAAGUAGUGGAAGUGACCACUGAGUCUGAUGACCAGCCCAGCAGUGUGAGCCAACUAUAUCCACUGCAGAUCUCCCCCGUCUCCUCCUAUGCUGAGAGUGAAACAACAGAUAGCAUCCCAAGCGAUGAAGAAAAUGCACAGGGCCAACUUCAGUGGCAAAAAGCAAACAUUGGCGGCAAACAGUUCUAUAGCAACUUGGGGACAAGGAAUCCUCCUUAUCCGCUUCCUGGCAUGGCUUCCUUUGUGACUUCCAGCAAGCCUGACCUUCAGGUGACUAUCAAAGAAGAAAGCAGCCCUCUGCCUUACAACAGCGCGUGGCCUUCUUUCCCAGACUUCCCUAUCCAACAAAUCAUGUGUUCAGCAUCUACAAGUUACAGCAGCAGGCCAGACCAUGAAAAUCGAGCAAGCGUAAUUAAGAAAACAUCCGAUAUUACCCAGUCACGAGUCAAGAGCAGCUAAGCUAUUGACUGGUCUGUUCCCAGCUGAUCUUGCAUGUGAUGUCUUUGAGGAGCACAUCUAAUGUACAUUGAACAAACCUAAGGGGAAAGCCUUUGCAACAUGAUUGUGUCCAACUCCAAUACUGGAGCAUUUCAAACUCAGGACUCCAGCCAUCAGAAUGUAGAUAUUAGAAGCCAGGAGGAAAUCCAAGGUUCCAGCCCAGGAAGAGAAGGCCCACUAUGGUAGGUUCCAGUUCUCCUCCAAGAGGACCAUCAGCCCCCACAAAUGGAGUUGCUGCACUUGUGCAGUCAAGGUCACAGUGGAACUGAAAGCCUUGGAAUGGAAGAGAAAAUGUGAAUUAGCUGGAUUUUUUAUUUAAAAAAUCUGUUGUGAAUAUGUACAUAGCGCAGUACUAGCAACGUUGCAGUCUGCUUUUGCACCUUAUUAAAAAGCACUUGCAAAAAAGGCCUUUCAUUACUUUGCUCUAAUUAAUGGCACACUAGCAGUGCAGUCUGAUGAAGAGAUUGGCCCUUCCUGCACAUGAGGAAUAAUGCACUUUUGAUCCACUUUCAAUGUACUUUGAAGCUGGAUUUUACUGUGCGGAAUAGCAAAAUCCACUUUCAAACAAUUGUGGAAAGUGCAUUGAAUGUGCAUUAUUCUGCAUGUGCGGAAGGGGCCUUACUUUGGUCUGGUAAUGCAGCCCUGAACAAAGUAACAUGCUUCUAAGCCCAUUGACUUCUUUAACUCUGUUUAGAAUUGCAUUGCAAGUCUGUUAAAAUCAAACGAUGUAGACUGGUGUGAUUCUGCAUAGGACUGCACUGUUAAAGUCCUUCCUACUGCUUCCAACUUGAUUCUUUCCCAAGGCUACUCUGACUAAUGUAUCCUUGGCCUGUGGAAAAAACUAAUUAAAUAAGAAGGUAAAACAUUUUUCCUGUAGAUUUAACAGAUUUUUUAAAACAAAGAGUGAAUGCUUGUAUUAUAUGUGUCUAAUCUGCUAUGCUUGAAAGCUUUGUGGUACAAUGGAAGAAGAAAAUCUAUUAAGAUAUAUUAUGCAAAUUCCCAGGUUUAAAGAAAAAAAAAUACUCUAAUUCUAACCAGAGUAAGCUUUUUUAUUUUUUUAUACAGUGGACUAUUUUAUUCAAAGUAAAAUUCUAAAGUGGAUAUAAUUGUUUCAAGUUUUUUUAUCUUUUCUACAGCAAAUUUAUAAUUUUACAAUUCAGUAUCUUGGUUGUCAGCAACUAUUACAUCUUUGUGGCACAUUUUCUUUUUUUACAAUUUGUAAAGGUGAAAUAGCUUUUAAUGACUUUAUGUAGCAAUCAAACUAUCCUGUGGAUUGAUAAUAAAUAUUAUAUAUAGUUAA
This is a messenger RNA of Sphaerodactylus townsendi, 2822 nucleotides long. RefSeq names its product interferon regulatory factor 2 (gene IRF2). Gene Ontology annotation, molecular function: RNA polymerase II cis-regulatory region sequence-specific DNA binding; DNA-binding transcription factor activity, RNA polymerase II-specific. The coding region runs from base 428 to 1483 and encodes 351 amino acids. The transcript has 9 exons. The record is from RefSeq and is a predicted model, not a curated record. Gene Ontology annotation, biological process: regulation of transcription by RNA polymerase II; immune system process. Gene Ontology annotation, cellular component: nucleus. Lineage: Eukaryota; Metazoa; Chordata; Lepidosauria; Squamata; Sphaerodactylidae.